Monosiga brevicollis MX1 is the source of this 1278-nucleotide messenger RNA. RefSeq lists its product as uncharacterized. Lineage: Eukaryota; Choanoflagellata; Craspedida; Salpingoecidae. The coding region runs from base 1 to 1278 and encodes 425 amino acids. The transcript has a single exon. The record is from RefSeq and is a predicted model, not a curated record.
AUGGGUCGCGUCUGCUCCUGCUUCUGGCUGUUCGCGGGCAGCGCCCUCCUGGUUUACUGGGCCGCGGUGGCGAGCGGCGUUGAGACGUCCAUCACGGUUGAUGCGAGUGGGGACCUUUAUAUCAAUGCUAGCAAUCGUGUUGUCGUCAACAAUGUGGAUCUGCUGGCCGCGCUAAGGACGCUGGCCAGAGCGGUUGUUCCGCGCAGGCCCGAGCUGGUGAUGCAACCGCUGGAGAGCCACGACAUUACCGCCGAUGCCGAUGGGGCCGUGUCGGUGUACGCAGCUGACUUGGAUAAUGACGGUGACAACGAUGUUCUUAGCGCCAGUGUCAAUGACAACAAAGUUGCGUGGUAUCGCAACAACGGCGACGGCACCUUUUCCAACCAGCUCAUCAUCACCACAGACGCCACUUAUGCAUGGUCGGUGAACGCAGCAGACCUGAACAACGACGGCAAUCUCGACGUCCUCAGCACGAGCGCCCGUGACGGCAAGGUGGCAUGGUACCGCAACAACGGCGAUGGCACCUUUUCCACUCAGCUUGUGAUUACCACGGAUGCCGAUGGGGCCGUGUCCGUGUGCGCUGCCGAUCUGGACGACGAUGGCGACCUCGACGUCCUCAGCGCCAGUGCUUACGACAACAAGAUUGCUUGGUAUCAGAAUAACGGUAAUAGUACCUUCUCCAGCCAGAUUGUCAUUGCGAUUGCGGAUCAUGCGCGCUCGGUAUACGCCGCCGACUUGGACAAUGACGGAGAUUUCGACGUCAUCAGCGCCAGCGCGUACGACGACAGGAUUGCGUGGUACCGCAACGACGGCAACGGCACCUUUUCCCCCCAGAUCCUCAUCAGCGCCAGCGCCGACUAUGCGUGGUCCGUCUACGCCGCAGAUUUGGACAAGGAUGGCGACCUUGAUGUUCUGAGCGCCAGCAUGUACGAUGAUAAGAUUGCAUGGUACCGCAAUAAUGGCAACGGCACAUUCUCUGCACAAAUUGUUGUCACCACGAACGCCUCUGGUGCAAACUCGGUGUAUGCAGCAGAUCUAGAUAAAGACGGGUACCUGGAUAUCCUUAGCGCAAGCAUUUCCGACGAUAAGGUUGCUUGGUACCGCAACAACGGCAACGGCAUGUUUUCUACCCAGAUCGUCAUCACCACGGCCGCCCCAUUUGCGCGUUCAGUGUACGCCGCAGAUCUGGACAAUGACGGCCAUCUCGACGUCCUCAGCGCCAACCUGGACGGCAAUGUCAUGUGGUACCGCAAUCAGCUUCUUCAAAACCUCGGCUAG